UGCAGGUCGUGUGAUCAUGUGAGCUGAAAAGUAAUAAAUAAAGGAAUGCUCUUCUAACUUCUAUUUGUAUAAGAAGUUAUUGUGUUACGAUCUUAUAAAGAUAAUAUUUAUUUUAAAAAUAAAACUGGUUACAAUCAUGAAAAGACUAACAAACGUUUAUCAACUUUAUAUAAUUUUGAUUUCGUUGUUCCUGUUUGUAGACAGUUUGAAACGGAUACCCCUAUAUCAUGUUGAUUCUGUUCGAAAUCAGCUUCGGAAUUUUGAAACACCUUACAAAGUUUUUCAACCAAAGCUGCAUUUGAAAGGCAAUGGACCAUUUCCAGAACCCCUCUCAAAUUACUUGGAUGCUCAAUACUAUGGGCCUAUCACUAUUGGAACUCCUCCGCAGGACUUUGAUGUGGUAUUUGAUACUGGAUCUUCCAAUCUCUGGGUUCCAUCAAAGAAAUGCAAGACAAGCAACAUUGCCUGUUUGCUUCACAAGAAGUAUGACAGUUCUAAAUCAAGCAGUUACCAGAAGAAUGGCACAGAGUUUUCCAUUGAGUAUGGAUCUGGUAGCUUGUCAGGAAUUCUUAGUACUGACGUUGUAGCCAUUGACAAUGUUGAGGUCAAAUCUCAGACUUUUGGAGAAGCCAUAUCAGAACCUGGUCUUACUUUUGUAGCAGCCAAAUUUGAUGGAAUCUUUGGCUUAGGUUUCCCAUCCAUUGCUAUAGAUGGUGUCACUCCUGUAUUUCAUAAUAUGGUUCAACAAAAACUUGUGGAAAAUCCUGUUUUUUCUUUCUAUCUUAAUAGAGACCCUGAUGUGAGCCCCGGUGGUGAAAUAAUCUUUGGAGGCUCUGAUCCCAAGUAUUAUAAAGGCAAUUUCACUUAUGUCAAUGUUGACAGGAAGGGAUAUUGGCAGUUUAGAAUGGAUUCAAUUUCCAUCCAAGACGAGAAAAGUAUUUACUGUAAUAAUGGCUGUGAAGCCAUUGCUGAUACGGGAACUUCACUGAUUGCUGGACCUACAAAAGAAAUUGCAAAGUUGAAUAAACAGAUUGGAGCUAAACCACUUGCUCAAGGAGAGUAUGCUGUUGACUGCUCUUCCAUAUCCAGCUUACCCUCUAUUACUUUUACCAUUGGUGGAAAUGACUUCACUUUAAAAGGAUUAGAUUAUAUUUUGAAGGUUUCACAGAGAGGUCAAACACUUUGCCUGAGUGGAUUUUUGGGUCUUGAUGUACCUCCACCAAUGGGACCAUUGUGGAUUUUAGGGGAUGUUUUUAUUGGACGAUUUUACACAGAGUUUGACUACGGAAAUGCCCGUGUUGGUUUUGCGGAAGCUGCUUAACACGUCAGAUAAAAGAAACAUGAAUAAGUUUGUUACCUCUUUAACAAUAUGUUAUUACAAAACUUUAAAUACAUCAAAGUAAUUAAUGUUUAAGUGUUUUUUUUUUUAUAGAAGAAAUGUGAAAUGUAGAAGAUCUUCACAAACAUAAUUGAUGUUGGCAACUACAUUGCAAAACUUAAACUUUGUUUAUUGGUAAGUUAAAAAUUUAGCUACACUGGUAGGAAUUACUGCAGUUUGAGCUCUCUAAGAUUUACUUAAGUGUUAGCUUCUAUCACAAAACUCUAAAUUGAAAAUGUAUCAGUAGUAUUAUAUCAAUUAUUUAACUCUCUUUAACAAAUAUGGUAUGGGUAUCACCAGGAAUGGGGGGUGGGGGGUGGAUGCAAACAACCACUCUUUUCAAUCUCAAUGGCAUUUUGAUGGUUAUAUAAAAUCAAAAUCUACUGCUGUAAAAUCUGUUAAAUAUGAUGUUAUAAUCUUAUAUUCAUGAUCUCUUUUGUUUCCUAAUAUGCUUCUUAAAUCUGACAUGAACCUUGCUUUGGACCAUGUACUAGACUAUUACUGACUCAUGGCUAACUUAGACCCCCCCCACACCACACACACAAAAAAACAAAACAAAUUUUGGUGAUGCUCAUGCAUAAUGUGUGCCUAGAAAUGCUUAACUUAAAUACAUAAUUUCAAAAUGCAUUUUAUCAGUUUAGUGCCAUCAUUGAAUAUUUGUUUGUUUAAAUGUAUGCACUGGACUGUUAAUAAUAUAAAAGAAAUGUGCAUGGGUGCAUUUAAUUAGUCACAGUAGGCUGCAGAUUGACUUAAUGUUUUAUAUUUUCAAACUCGGUUUGCUUUUGAUAGAUAAUAAUUCCAUGUUUUUUUAGCAUACAUAACAUAUGAUAAAUUGAAUAUUAUAAAAUUUGAUACAACAAGAUUUAAUUACCAGUUUUAAUGAGGAUUGAUGUCAUUUAAUAAUCAUGAAUAUAAGCACAUCUUUCAAGAUGCUCAGAUAUAGAUACACAAAUCAGAAAUUGAAUAAUAUAAAAAAAAAAGAGAAUAUUGAUUAUUUGGAUCUUAUUUUAUGUGUUUUAUUGAAUGAUGACUUUUUGGUAUACAAUGAUUUACACUGUAGACAUCCAAACAACAGGUUCUGUUGGGAAGGCCUUGUGAUAGGUAUUUUGAUGUAGAUAUUUAGAUUUGGCUUUAUAUUUUUAUUUUAUUUACUUAUUAUUCUUUUUACCAUAUUUACAUUGUUUGUAUAACGAACUAAUACUGAGGCAGCACUGUAUCUCAAUAAAUUUAUCAACAGUACCAAUAACUAGUUAUUUUGUUUUAACAAAUAAAGAGCUUGAAUGUGUACCCACGUAACACAACAAUUUCACAAUCUUAUUUUUUAAUAAUUUUGUUGAGGUUUAAAAUACAACCUCAAUAUGAUAAGUUGAACUUAGAUAUUUAUGUAAAUUCCUGUAAAUUAACAAUCCUGUACACUGAAUAUACAUAUUUCAUAUCACCUCACUCUUAUUGUAGCCAAGUGGUUAAUAUGUAAUACUGUGGAUUGGAGGGUCUAUGGUUCAUUGUCCACAUGCUGUCAAUAAAACAUUAUUUGUACA
Molecule: messenger RNA, 2916 nt
Organism: Limulus polyphemus (Atlantic horseshoe crab)
Lineage: Eukaryota; Metazoa; Arthropoda; Merostomata; Xiphosura; Limulidae
Product: lysosomal aspartic protease-like
Exons: 9
Coding region: 137-1321 (394 amino acids)
Biological process (GO): proteolysis
Molecular function (GO): aspartic-type endopeptidase activity
Source: RefSeq, a predicted model, not a curated record